ACGUUCAAAUCUUGGUGAGAGCCAAUCAGGAUCGUCCAGGUCACAGGUGCCGUGUUCGUAGCGGAAGAGAAGAUGGCUGCUGCGAGGAACGGAAAGAGCGGACUCCUGGAAAAAUGGAGAAUCGAUGAGAAGCCAGUGAAAAUCGAUAAAUGGGACGGAGCCGCUGUGAAGAACUCUCUGGAUGACGCUGCCAAGAAGGUGCUGCUGGAGAAAUACGGUUACGUGGAGAACUUCGGGCUGGUGGAUGGUCGUCUGUUGAUCUGUACCGUUUCCUGUCUGUUCGCCAUGCUGGCUCUGGUCUGGGACUACCUGCAUCCCUUCCCCGAGUCCAGACCAGUCCUCGCCUGCUGCGUCAUCUCGUACUUCAUCAUGAUGGGCAUCUUGACGCUGUACACCUCCUACAGAGAGAAGAACAUCUUCCUGGUGUCUCUGCAGAAGGAUCCAGCUGGGAUGGAUCCAGACCACAUGUGGCAGCUGUCCUCCUCCCUCAAACGGUUCGAUGACCAGUACACUCUCAGAGUCUCCUUCUGCGAUGGAAAGUCGAAGACCUCGCGGGAAGCUGAGUUUACCAAAUCUGUGUCGGCGUUCUUCGACGAGAACGGGACGCUGGCCAUGGACCAGUUUGAGAAGUGUGUUUCUAAACUUCACGACACGCUGGCGUCGGAGAAGAAGACCAAAUAAAACCAGAACAUCUGUGAAGUCACGAGGUGGCGUUUGAUUCAGGAGGAACGUCUUUGGUUUCAUUUCAGCCUGCGGAGAGAAACUCCAUCACCGUCUGAGUUUGUGAAGAUGACCUCAUCGUUACCUGUCAGUGCAGCUCCUGGUGAUGCGUUCAGGGUCGUUCAGAGAGCCGACUGCUGAACAGUCUGUUCCUUUGAUUUAAAUUAAACUUUAUUCCUCAAAUUGUUUCUCGUCUGAGUUUUCAGCUGCGUCCUGUGGUCUUCAUCAGAGGGUUUCUCGGUUGUCAUGGUGACAUGUUGACAGUUCAGUUGUUCACCCUAACACCUGAUGACCGUGACCACCGAGCGUCCGCAGAGGAAGACCACAUGUCUCAGCGUUUCCUCUGUCGUCUUCAUCAGGAGCUGCUGAUGGAUUUUCUCUCACGCUGUCGGCCAUUUUUAUGGAGAUGACCUGAAACCAAACGAAGUCCUCGACAGGAAGUAAACCGCUUCCUGUCAGGUUGUCAGCGUUCGCUCGCCUCGAAGCUUUUAGCCGCAGUAACGAAGAGUUUCCUCACAGAAUGAUUAGUGACGAUAACAUCGACUCUUCUGUUGUGAAACAAGUGAAUUAAAAAACCUUUUUAUAGUUUCACCUGACGGACACACCGUCACCGUCGUCUGUUGCUUUUAUUUUAUUUUCAUCUGUUUAUCGUUGUUGUUCUUUUAUUUUUGCAGCUGCAGCCAUUUUCUUUUUUAUUUCUAAUGUUUUCUGGUUUGAUGCUUUUCUUUGUCACAUGAUAAUAAAGUGAACAGCUUUGGA
Molecule: messenger RNA, 1479 nt
Organism: Epinephelus moara (kelp grouper)
Lineage: Eukaryota; Metazoa; Chordata; Actinopteri; Perciformes; Serranidae
Gene: spcs2
Product: signal peptidase complex subunit 2
Exons: 5
Coding region: 73-681 (202 amino acids)
Biological process (GO): protein targeting to ER
Cellular component (GO): signal peptidase complex; membrane
Source: RefSeq, a predicted model, not a curated record